AUGCGCUUGUGUGCCUCCUUGUGGAGCACGUCAGCACUGGAGGAGGCACCGGAGGGCUGGGUCACAGGGAGUAGUUGGCAAACAGGAAAAGAGGAGCGCACUAUAAGAAGAGACUGAACCCCGGGGAGCGUCAAAACAUUUAAACCACACCGGAGAGAGGAGGAGAGGGAGACGGAGCGCAGUGAAGGACAGACACGGCGAAGCGUCCAGAAUGAAGCGGUGAUUUUUAUUCCCACAAGGACCGCGAGGCUGCCUUCUUUUUUUAAAAAGAAAAAAAAAGAAAAAAACACACCCCAAACCGGUCCCUGUCACAAGCCAGCGUCAGCACACUGUGAAGGGGAAGGUAAAAAGUGAGGUCCGACGUCGCACUCCUCCUGCGCCCGGCGCGCCUCGGUGUCACCGCGCACAUAAACGCUGGAUGCGCACAAAGUGUCGGCUUCAGCACCUGAGGAGAGGACAGCUCCGCUCUGGACCUCCCGUCCGACGCAGCUCCCAACACAGCUGUUUGAUGCGCACACUUCCAGGUCUGACAAUCCGCUUCACAAGUCUGGAAGAAGUCUGAAGACCCGCUGACGGAGAGAUCCGCGACCGACUGUGUGCUCAAUAUGUACCAGGGGCAUUUACAGGGGAAAGACUCUAGGGCUGCAGAUAAGACUGUUGCCAUGGUCCUGAAGGAGAUACCAAGUAAGGCGUCAUCAGAAGGGAAGCCCCUCCUCACAGUGACUACCAAGCUGGUGAGUGAGCAACAAGAGAGCCGCCCGCUUCUGAGCCCUUCCAUCGACGACUUCCUCUGCGAGACCAAGUGUGAUGGGCUUUCCCGCCCAGUGACGUCCAACACAGCUGGUACAGUACAGUUAUUGAUGUGCAAAUUUCUGUCUUCAACACUGGACCUGCUGGAUCUCAGUGAACCUGGCGACAGGAGGAACAGCAAAGACAGGAAGAGUCCCCUGUCGUCCCGGGGCAACAGCCAGAAAAACAACCAUCACAGGAAGAAGACGGAUGAGACGGAGCUGAUCCAGGUGGAAGUUGAACAGACAAGACCAAGCAUGAGAACCCCAGAGAGGGCAUCACUAGACUCAGUUACCAUUGGUUCACCAUUGGAUAAAUGGGAAGAGCUGAACCCCGAGAGGAAUGGCAACAGAAAAUGGAAGAUGGAGAGAAGGCGUUCUUCAAAAAAUUCCUCCAAUGAGUUUCUGUGGUCCAUAGACUGUAAAACCCAAUUAGAGCCAUCGAAUAAGAACUCCUUGGAAGUAAAUACCAAAGUCGAGCCAGAGUCUGCCCUAGCAUCUCAACUCAACAGGCAGUAUAUUAGUGGAAGACAUGCUCGCCUAAGCAAGGAGCAGCGGUGGGGCAGCGCCCUCCUGUCCAGACAUCAGUCCCUGGAGGAGGAGUUUGAGCGAGCCAAGGCUGCUGUUGAGUCAGAUACCGAGUUCUGGGAUAAGAUGCAGGCGGAGUGGGAAGAGCUCGCUCGACGGAACUGGCUGACGGAAAAUGAGCAGGCGCAGAUUCCCCAGAGUGUCUCCCCACAUGAGAAGGGUUACUACUUCCACACAGAUAAUCCCUAUAAGGACUUGCCUAACGCAUUUGAAGAGGGGCUAAAGAAGUCUCGAGAGGGGGACUUGCCAAACGCUGUGCUUUUGCUGGAAGCAGCAGUCUUGCAGGAUCCUCAUGAUUCAGAGGCUUGGCAAGUGUUGGGGACCACGCAGGCUGAAAAUGAGAACGAGCAGGCUGCGAUUGUCUCCCUCCAGAGGUGUUUGGAGCUCCACCCUAACAACCUCCCAGCCCUCAUGGCUCUGGCAGUGAGCCUGACCAACACCGGUAUGCGCAACGAGGCCUGCGAGGCCCUGCUCCGCUGGCUGCGACACAAUCCAAAGUACAAGCACCUGCUGAAGGGCAAGACGCACCUGAUGGGAUCCCCAAACUCCCAACGUAGGAUGUCUCAGGCUCCUAACAUGGGCAGACAUGAAAGCUCCCUACAACCCGAGGUCAAGGAGCUCUUCUUGGAUGCAGUUCAGAACAACUCUGACAGCAUCGACCCGGAUCUGCAGACGGGCCUCGGGGUGCUUUACAACCUCAGUGGAGAGUUCAACAAAGCUGUGGAGACCUUCAAUACAGCUCUGUCAGUGCGGCCCGAGGACUACUUGUUGUGGAACCGCCUGGGGGCCACGCUGGCGAAUGGGGACCGGAGUGAGGAGGCAGUGGAGGCUUACACGCGAGCCCUGGAGCUGCAGCCAGGCUUUAUCAGGUCCCGCUACAACCUGGGCAUCAGCUGUAUAAACCUGGGGGCACACAGAGAGGCGGCCAGUAACUUCCUGACAGCCCUGAGCCUUCAGAGGAAAAGCCGGAGUCGCCAGCAGUCGCACCAGGUGAUGUCUGGAAACAUCUGGGCGGCUCUGAGGAUAGCUUUAUCCAUGUUGGACCAGCCCGAACUCUUCCAGGCUGCAAAUAUUGGUGAUCUGGAUCUUCUCAUGCGGGCCUUCAACCUAGACAUUUAAGGAAUGGGAGGUAGAGACAGUAGCAUCUCUCCCCUCCACUUAUACUCUUCGAUUUCUACCCAACAGCCAAAAGCCCAAAGUGCACACGUCAGAAUGGAUGAAACCACAUCUGAUGUUUGAGACAACAGUGUGGUUUUUAUGCACGUCAAAAUUGACUACAGUCGUCAAAGUUGUUUUUUGUUUUUUUUUUUUGCACCAAGUACCUUGGAGCAGUUCUGAGGACAGGUUCUUGCAAGUGCUUGAAGUGACGGCUUUGUGAUGGAUUUGCACUGCAAUUUGUGAUUUCCCUGAAGAGCACAAGGACGGGCAAAGAUUGUACGAGCAAUGCCUUAGAGAACACAUCAAUUAAAAACUGACUCAUCCAGUGGAACAGAGCUAAGCCAGGAGAGACAGGCCGACAGACAGUUUGAGAAACUCACAGAGGAACCCUCUCACAUGCCGUUCUCAGAGAAAAGACGAGGUCUUGAGGAGAAAAAAAAAAGGUUUCGUUAUCCAAUUACUUUCAAAGACUCGAGACUGUCUCACCCUCCUCAAGGAUGGAUUUAGUGAGCGAACGAUAAAGACUGCGCCAUAUGACCUGGAACUCCAAAUUCUGUUCCUGGCUUGUUUUCAUCCUCUUUGAACGGAGAAUAAUGAUACUGCAUGAAUAAGCAUUUUCAUAAAUGGAUCCUCGUUUAAAAUUAACAUACUUUAAGAAGUUUUCCCUUUUUGCACUUCAGACGAACAGAUAACUUCCUCAACCCAAGUGGAAUGUGCAAGCCAGGUUGUAAAGCCUUACUCCAAUGCAUGCGAACAACAAUAUUUAUUUACACUAUUUUUAUGGCAACACGAAAACACUAAGCCAUUUCAGACUGGUUUUGAUUUCUUUGAACGACUGCUGUCUUCUGAACUUGAAAGCUUUCUGAGCCAUUAAUUUUUGUUCCUGUUGGGUUCAUUUUUGUUAUUUGUUCGUGGCUCCGAGCUUCUCUCUGCUUCCCUUUACGCUGACUGGUUGGUGAAAUACAAACAAAAGCUGGGCAGAAACACUGGUUUGUAAAAACUGCAUGAGUGUGAAACUUUCUCACGUGACUCAAGUUAUGACAGGUCUUAAAAACAAGCUUUCUUAUUUAAAGCUCCAGGGGGACGACUUUAUUAGCCCUCACAUUUGAUGUGCGGAGCGUUUUUGUGCCCCUGCCCCUCAAACAUCCUGAGUCCGCCGCUGCAUCUUCUCGCUGCCUGUGUUAAUUUCAACACAGUAUAAAAAACAUUGCAGAUUGAAGAGCUGCAUGCCCAAGACCUGAGAGAGCUCGGAUGUCCUUUCCUGGUGCAGUCAUUUGUAUCUCUGCGGCACCUCCACAGGCAACCAAGCUCAAACAUUUCAUUAAAACAGUUUGCCUCGGCCAUUAUGCAUGAUUUAAGUAUUUCUGUGAGCUGGGGUUCUGCCAUCUGCAAACUUCAAUUCGCAUCCUGAUGAGACACCCCAUUAAGCUGUCACGCGUCCACAAAGCACAUGAUUUUUAAGGAGUCGGUUAUUGCAGUUAAUUCACCACCGAAGCAGCUUCUCUUGUGUCGGUGUUGCUAUUUUGAAAGUCACUCUGUGAAGUGGACGCCAUGUUCCUCACUGUGUGACGCAGUAAAUGAUAGAUAAUCUGCAGGACUGUAUGGCUCAGCACCUCGGUGUCUAACAGGCGUGUCGACAGUCUGGCUGUGCUGUAGAAAGUGGGUUUUUUUUUUUUCUGCUCAGAUCCUAUGCAAAAGGUCAUGUUUUAUGUUGCCAUUCUGAGUUUGUCAGUUUGUCCCCGUCUGCCUCAGCGGACCCGAAAGGAAGUGGUGAUUCUGUGCUUUGAAAGAAUGCUAUCAGUGCGGAGCAGAGACCAGUAAGAGAGCCAUUCAUCUUCCAAACUGUACAGCUUUGAUGUCAUGGUCUGAAUAAGAAGGAGUGUUUCAUUAGGACACUGGUGGAGAACAAAAACAAGUGUUCUGGUCAGUCAGUGACUCUGAAAAAUACACACACACACACACACACACACACACACACACACACACACACACACACACACACACAUAUACACACACACACACAGCAUCCACCUAAAGUGCAGCCUUCAUGUUUUAUAACCCUGUGGUGGAGCGAUGUGUCUUUGACCUCACCGAAGUCACCGUCAUACAUCAAGCUUCGCUAUCAGAUACAUGUUUUAUUUCACUGGUCCGCUGCAUUUGUCCACUUUCAAACUCACCUCAGAUGCACUUUGAGAAGAAAAGUCUUUUUUUUUCAUCUAAAUCUUAGGCUUUGGGAUUGGAGGACGGGUCGGCCUCCAUCCCAUGCCGUUACUUUUUGACGGGUUGGGACUGGGAUUCCAAAAAUGUACUUUUCUAACAAAUAGCACCUGCACAACCACAAAACAGUUGUUGAACCAGUUACAUUCAUAUGUUAUCCACCGGUGCUUUAAACAUAGCGGGUAAGAUGAUAUUUCAGGCUGAAACAGAUGAGUAGCUACCACAGUUAGAUUUCUUCCAAAUUGUUGGCACAGUCUCUGUGGCCGAGGGUGAUGUUUAAUAGAUCAAGGAAGCAGAGGAACCCGGUGAGACACAGCACAUAUGUGCGUGCCACUGACAAUCUGCAGCAGCGGGCGGCUGACAGCGGACUGCACAAUGACAGCAGCAAUGAGGCCAAUGCAGAGAUGGAUGCACACAUUUAUUAGCCCUCUGAGAGAUUAUAUUAUGAUACUUAACUAAAAUAAUGUGGAUGAUAUCCGAUAGCUUAUCUGUUAUCCUCCUGCUGCAUAUUUCAUUAUCACUGAAUUACUAAAGCCGUUAUUUUCAGCCAUGCUAGCAUCACAGUUUUACAGACGGACAUGUUGUUCAUCAGGUCCUCUACUUUGGACAUUCGUGGUCCCCAGAUGAUCAAUCGUUCAUGAUCCUCUGACACCAAGUGCUUGACUGUUUUGUUUUACAGUGAUUUCAACAUCCAACAGUUAGAUGGAUUGCCAUGAAAUGCUGGUAUCCUGAGGUGGGCUCAGGAUAAAAUAUACAUGAAAUACUGGAGAGCAGUGUUUGAGUUGUUACUCAGUAUAAGUAAUAAGUAAGUAUUGCGCAUUACUUGUUACAGCAGUGAAUAAUACAACUGACUUACUCCCUGUGGAAAGGACUUUGUUAUACUACUUCUUCUCCUUAAGUUACGUAGGCCUUACUCCACAAAGAUUGCUGAGAUGCGUUGUCACGUAAUUGCCCGUUAAGAAUCUCACAAGCCAAUCAGCAGAACAAAAGUGACACUGUUGUUUGAUUUAAAACUGUCAUGUGAUUACUGGAUUUGAGAUCAGUGAAGUGUUACUACUGCAUUACAGACAAAUGUAAUGAGAUUACAGUGAUCCGAUAGCCCCGACACUGCUGUAACCAUCCCCUGACAUUUCAUCUCGUGCCACAUCAGGUCCAAAAUAAAAUGUUCAACUGCAUACAUGUGAAGUUAUUCACAGUUUCAUCAGUCUCAGCAAUACUUUGUGUCCUGGGCUGCUUAGCAAUGUUAGCUAGCUCACACCCUGAACUAAGAUGGUAACAGCAGUUAACAUGUAUGCUAAACACAAGCCUGUUAGCAUUGUCAUUGAGAGCAACCAUUGAGUCUCAGUUGAGCCUCACAGUGUAGUGACAGCUACAUCUGUUUCAGCCAAGUAUUUCUAUCUAUCUCUGUCACUAACAGACUGGCGUAUGGCUAGAGACACAUCUGGGCAUUUCAUUUGUAUCAGUCUCAGCACAUCUGAGACAAGCUUCCAUCACAUUUCUUUCCAUACACCCAGUUUGUUUGGUUUUCUUUUAAUAGUUCCCCGAGGUGUCAAUGAGAGACACACAGGAGUCAUUCUUCAGGCCAGUAUCCCUCCAUUUUUAAACGUGAACACAGACUCUGUCCCUGGUCCUCCCGGCUGUCUUUUGUGUCAACAGUACACUGUAGAAACUCAAACCAUGAUGUCUGUUAAAUUGUGAUUUCCAGAUCAACUCUAGUUUUCUUACGAGGUUCUAGGCCUUCGCUUUUUGCAUUUCAAGAUACUGUAGUUGUGUUAAAAAUGAAAAAACUUAUUUUUUUAAAGAGACCUUAAAUUUGCUGGCUUAAAAAUCUAAAUGUUACUAAAUGUACAUCGUUCUGCAGCGCAUUGACAUAGGAUGCCUGGUGAGUUUUUUUGUUUUUGUAGAGCCUACCUACUACUGAACCCUCUCAGGUGAACUGACCUAGCGUAACGCAUGCUCCUGAGGAACAGAUCGAGGUUGAUCGCAUGCUAGAUCCUCCACAUUUCUUUUUUUGUUUUUUUUUUUAAUGCUAUUUUCAUUUGUAUGCAUGAAAUACAUGGAAGUGCUUUCUUUCUUUCCCACUAAUGUAUAAACAUGAAAGAAAGGAAAAAAAACUGAAAUAUAUCAUGAAGUUUCCUUGCAAUAUUUCUACAAUGCACUUUUAAAAUCUGUAACCUUGACAACAAGUGGUGUACAUACUCAGUAUAUAUUCUACACAAGACGCUUUUUCUUGCAUAGAACUAGCGAGUGCGCAGAGCUCGAGCAGAGAAAUGAGAUACUUGAGCUUACACACUGCUACAACUGACUAAUUAUAGAUAAAUGGUGUAGAAAUUUUGUAAUUAUGGUUUACUACAAAAUGUACUGGUAACCCUUUCAGUAACCCCGGCCUAUAAAGCCAUCUUUGAGGACUGCUUUGCAGUGUUGAUCAUGUUCAGCGUCAUAUCGAUAAAUUGUUAAUCACGCAUAUGUAAAGCUACAAUAAACUGGUUAUUUAAUGUUAUUUACUGUAAAGCAUUCCAUCUUCAUUAGCUCUGGUCACAUGUGUUAACAGAUGUGGAGUUUAAUGUCUAAGGCUAAAACUGAUACCAGGUAAUUCAAUGAUAUUAACAUGUUAAGUUCCAAUUUCACACAGCUUUGCUCAGAACUCUAUAUGGCAAACUAAGAUGUCAACAUUUGCCUAAAUAGAAAAGGAAUCCAGAAAUAAUCAUAAUGAAUAAUGAAUAAACACAGACAUACAGUACGUAGAACCAUGAAAUACCGUGUGAAAUAAUCCAAAAGCGAUUUUCAGAAUAUAUAUUGAUCUUUUUUCCAGUGGUCAGGGUUUGUUCAAAGACUUGAAAACUUGGAAAAUGCUUGAUAUUAACCAUUAUAUUUUCAAUACUGGAAAAUAAAUUAAUCUGAAUAUGAUCAUUGAAAAAGGUAUGGGUAAUGUUGGUUUUGGUACCUUAAAUUGCUUAAAAGAUACUUGAAUAUUACCCUUAAACAGUGUGUUUCAUAGCUAUAUCGAUAUAUUUCGUUGGUGUUUAUGCAUCUAAUCAUUAAUUUCAGUUAAACUGAAAAGUUAAAUUGAAUUUCAGAGGAUGCAGUUUAAUACAUGUUCCAAUCAUACACUCCAAUGUAUCAAAGUUCGAUGGAAAACUAGUGAGGGUGAUAUUUAUUAUCAUAUUUGUCAAGAUUUCUAACAAUAAAGACUAUGACAUUAAUGCAACCUGGACCCAGAUGGAUGAUUUGUCCAAUUCCAGAGCAAUUAAUUAAUAAAAGUUGUCUAUUAUUAUGAGUGGAUGAGCCUCCAGGCUGCUGUAGCGAGCAGCAGUGAUGCUGCAGGUCUGAUGGUUCUGACUGAAACUCCACAUGAAAGGCUCGAACAGUCACCUGCUGAACAAUAUACUUUCGCAUCAUUCGCACUUUUAGUUUAUAGGCAUGUCACAUCUCGUCAGCCCGUCAUCUGGUAAUAACAAUUAAUAUGUGUGUGUUUAUAAUCUAAAGUUCUCAAACCGUUUAUAAAACGUUAUUAACAGCAUGACUUGUUGGGGUUCAUGAAGGUUAUCAGUACAUGCAGUGCACAUUUCUUUCCUCACUCCUUUAAUCCAACGUGUAUUUCCAAAGGGAAUUUGUUUUGCUUUAUUUGUUGAUGCAUCAGUCAUGUAUGAAUAAAAAGAUAUUUUGACGAAUGAACUUAGAAAUUAUAUACUUUAUAUCCAGUAAUUAAUUUAUUGAAACACCUACUAUAAUGCAUAUUACUCUCCCUGUAUAAU
Acanthopagrus latus (yellowfin seabream) is the source of this 8506-nucleotide messenger RNA. RefSeq names its product peroxisomal biogenesis factor 5-like a (gene pex5la). The record is from RefSeq and is a predicted model, not a curated record. Gene Ontology annotation, biological process: protein import into peroxisome matrix, docking. The coding region runs from base 606 to 2495 and encodes 629 amino acids. The transcript has 15 exons. Gene Ontology annotation, molecular function: protein binding. NCBI's taxonomy places the organism in Eukaryota, Metazoa, Chordata, Actinopteri, Spariformes, Sparidae. Gene Ontology annotation, cellular component: peroxisomal membrane; cytosol.